Cajanus cajan (pigeon pea) is the source of this 4814-nucleotide messenger RNA. RefSeq names its product phospholipid-transporting ATPase 1. Gene Ontology annotation, cellular component: plasma membrane. Lineage: Eukaryota; Viridiplantae; Streptophyta; Magnoliopsida; Fabales; Fabaceae. Gene Ontology annotation, molecular function: ATPase-coupled intramembrane lipid carrier activity; ATP hydrolysis activity; magnesium ion binding. The record is from RefSeq and is a predicted model, not a curated record. Gene Ontology annotation, biological process: phospholipid translocation.
GAGAGAGUAAUGGCAUUGGACGGUGGUGGCCCGAAGAAGGGAAGAAACUAGAAAGAGAAAGAAAGCAGUAACGAAAAAGCAAAGCAUUGGAUUGGCAUCGCCAUAAUAACUAUUGCUAUUACUAUUACUAUUACCAUUACCAUUACCAUUACCAUCGCCAUUGCUAUUGCUGCGUCACGUUCACGUUCACGUUCCUCUCUCCAAAUCUCAAUCCCUCACCACAUUCCCCUUUCAUCAUCUCCAAAUCCACUUUCCCCCUACUCUCGAAUUUCGCCUCAAUCGAUCAACUAGGUUUUCAUCCUUGCCCUGGGACUGAUCCCAGAUCCGCAAUGGAUAGGGCUCCACUGAUCCCUCUUCCUUUAUGAGUUCCGAUGAGUUUCUCCUCCUCGAAUCGGAUCCUCGCCCCGUGAUUCACCACCGCCGCGGCAAAUCAGCUUCCCGCUCCUUCGCCUCCAUCUCCGCCGCCGAUGUUGCCGCCGCCGCCGCUGAGGCCAUCAUCCUCGACGCCGAUGUGAAAGACGGCAGCGACGUCCUCCUCUCCGACGACUACAGCUUCCACUCCGCCUUCGCCGAUCCCAAGUUCCCCUGGGAAUGCCCCACGCGCCACCGCUCGGUCUCGUGGGGCGCCAUGGAGCUGCGUGACGCCGCGCCCUUCGAGAUUUCCGGAGCCAACACCGCCGCAACCACCGCCAACAAAUCCGCUAGGGUUAGACACAAGAGCGUGCAAUUCGACGACGUCGCGUUACACGAGGACAGCGCCAGGUUGAUCUACAUCAACGACCCCAAACGCACCAACGACAAGUACGAGUUCACCGGGAACGAGAUCCGCACCAGCAGAUACACGUUUGUUACGUUCCUCCCUAAGAAUCUGUUCAUUCAGUUCCACCGUGUCGCGUAUUUGUAUUUCCUCGCCAUUGCAGCUCUGAACCAGCUUCCUCCGCUGGCCGUGUUCGGGAGGACCGUGUCGCUCUUCCCUCUCUUGUUCGUGCUCUGCGUUACCGCCAUUAAGGAUGGCUACGAGGACUGGCGCCGGCACCGCUCCGAUCGCAACGAGAACAACCGCGAGUCGCUUGUUCUUCAGUCCGGCGACUUCCGGUCGAAGAAGUGGAAGAGGAUUCAGGCCGGCGAGGUCGUGAAGAUCUUCUCCGACGAGACGAUUCCGGCGGAUAUGGUUCUGCUUGGGACGAGUGAUCAGAGUGGUCUUGCUUAUAUUCAGACCUUGAAUUUGGAUGGAGAGUCCAAUUUGAAGACUAGGUAUGCUCGCCAGGAGACGGCGUCGGCGGUGUCCUCGGAGGCUUGUGAUGUUUUCGGUGUGAUUCGAUGCGAGCAGCCCAAUAGGAAUAUUUAUGAGUUCACUGCCAAUAUGGAGUUCAAUGGGAUUAAGUUUUCGCUUAGUCAGUCUAACAUUGUUUUGCGUGGUUGCCAAUUGAAGAACACGGAUUGGAUAAUCGGUGUUGUGGUUUAUGCAGGGCAGGAAACUAAGGCAAUGCUGAACAGUGCAGCUUCUUCUUCCAAGAGAAGCAAACUGGAAGGUUAUAUGAACCGGGAAACCCUUUGGUUGUCGAUUUUCCUUUUUAUCAUGUGUUUGGUUGUGGCCAUUGGGAUGUGUCUUUGGCUGGUGCGCCACAAUAAUCAGCUUGAUACAUUGCCUUAUUAUAGAAAAAGAUACUUCAGCAAUGGGCCGGAUAAUAGAAAGAAGUAUAAGUAUUAUGGGAUACCGAUGGAGGCGUUUUUCUCCUUUUUGAGUUCUGUUAUAGUGUUUCAGAUAAUGAUACCGAUAUCUCUUUACAUCACCAUGGAGUUGGUUCGAUUGGGUCAGUCAUACUUCAUGAUUGAAGACAAGGAUAUGUUUGAUGCCAGCUCUGGGUCAAGGUUUCAGUGUAGAUCGUUAAAUAUAAACGAAGACUUGGGCCAAAUACGGUAUGUGUUUUCAGACAAGACAGGAACACUAACAGAAAACAAAAUGGAAUUCCGGAGGGCUAGUGUACAUGGGAAGAAUUACGGGAGCUCCUUGCCUAUGGUUGAGAAUACAGCAGCAACAGAUGUUACUCCUAAACGGAGAUGGAAGCUCAAAUCUGAAAUUGCGGUUGAUUCUGAACUGAUGACAAUGUUACAGAAAGACUCGCGUAGAGCAGAAAGAAUUGCUGCUCAUGAGUUUUUUCUUACAUUGGCUGCUUGUAACACUGUUAUUCCUAUACUUGGUGAUGGUGGAUUUACCAGUUGUGGAACUAUUGAACUAAAUGAAGAUAUUAGACGCAUUGAUUACCAGGGAGAAUCUCCUGAUGAACAAGCUCUAGUUUCUGCAGCCUCUGCAUAUGGAUAUACUCUUUUUGAGCGAACAUCUGGGCAUAUUGUUAUAGACGUCAAUGGUGAGAAACUCAGAUUGGAUGUAUUGGGCCUGCAUGAGUUUGAUAGUGUGCGGAAGAGAAUGUCUGUUGUUAUUCGGUUUCCGGACAAUGUGGUAAAGGUGUUAGUCAAAGGCGCUGAUACUUCAAUGUUUAGCAUUUUGGAAAAUGGAAGUGAGACUAACAAUAACAUAUGGCAUGCAACUCAGAGCCAUUUGAAUGAAUAUUCUUCACAAGGUUUGCGCACUCUUGUAAUUGCCUCCAGGGAUCUUUCUGAUGCUGAACUUGAGGAGUGGCAAAGCAGGUAUGAAGAGGCAAGUACUUCAUUGACUGACAGAUCUACCAAACUGCGUCAAACAGCAGCUCUUAUAGAAUGCGAUUUAAAGUUACUUGGAGCAACUGGAAUUGAGGACAAGCUACAAGAGGGUGUACCAGAAGCCAUUGAGGCUCUACGGCAAGCUGGAAUCAAGGUCUGGGUUCUCACCGGUGAUAAGCAAGAGACAGCAAUUUCAAUUGGUCUUUCCUGCAAACUUCUUAGUGGAGACAUGCAGCAGAUUAUUAUAAAUGGCACUUCAGAGGGGGAAUGUAGAAAUCUUUUGGCCGAUGCUAAAGCCAAAUAUGGUGUGAAAUCUUCAAGUGGAGGGCGUUGGAAUCUGAAGCACAAAACCGAAGAUGAACAUGAUGAUCUUGAUAUUCUCAACGGUUCAAAGUCAUUGAGCUUUCCCAAAUGGAAUCUUGGAAAGGAAGAAGGAACUAAUGCUCCAUUGGCACUCAUAAUUGAUGGAAACAGUUUGGUUUAUAUUUUGGAGAAGGAACUGGAGUCAGAGCAGCUUUUCGACCUUGCAACUUCAUGUAGGGUUGUGCUGUGUUGUCGUGUUGCUCCCUUGCAAAAGGCAGGAAUUGUUGAUCUGAUAAAGAAGCGCACAGACGAUAUGACACUGGCCAUAGGUGAUGGGGCCAAUGAUGUUGCAAUGAUCCAAAGGGCAGAUGUUGGUGUAGGAAUAUGUGGACAGGAAGGGCGCCAAGCAGUGAUGGCAUCAGAUUUUGCUAUGGGACAGUUUCAGUUCAUAAAAAAAUUACUUCUGGUUCAUGGGCACUGGAAUUAUCAGCGAGUCGGAUAUUUAGUUCUGUACAACUUCUACCGCAAUGCUGUCUUUGUAUUGAUGUUAUUUUGGUAUAUAUUAUGCACAGCUUUUUCUACAACUUCUGCGUUGACAGAUUGGAGUAGUGUUUUCUAUUCUGUGAUAUACACAUCAAUACCUACUAUUAUUGUUGGUAUUCAGGACAAGGACUUGAGUCAUAAGACACUCUUGCAGUAUCCAAAACUGUAUGGUUCAGGUUACAGGCACGAAGCUUACAAUAUGCAAUUAUUUUGGAUCACAAUGAUUGACACAGUAUGGCAGAGCCUUGUUCUCUUCUACAUUCCAUUGUUCACUUAUAAGGACAGUUCAAUUGAUAUAUGGAGCAUGGGCAGUUUGUGGACGAUUGCAGUUGUUAUCCUUGUAAAUGUACACCUGGCUAUGGACAUCAACCGUUGGGUAUUAAUUACUCAUGUUGCUAUCUGGGGAUCAAUAAUCAUUACAUAUGGAUGCAUGGUGGUAUUGGAUUCCAUACCUGUCUUUCCCAAUUACUGGACUAUUUAUCACCUGGCAAGGUCCCCUACAUAUUGGAUAACAAUUUUGCUUAUAAUUAUUGUGGCAUUGCUCCCUCGCUUUACUUGCAAAGUUGUUUAUCAAAUCUUUUGGCCUUCAGAUAUCCAGAUAGCUAGAGAAUCUGAGUUAAUGAGAAAACGACAGAAUAAUUUGCAGCCGAGGCAACAAGUUUCCAGUUAACUUGUGUUACUGUCCUGUGUCUUAUAGAAACUACAGAAAUUACAAUUGAAAUGGCUUCCCUUGUAUUUGUCCAUCACAAUGCAUUCUUGCGGCAGUCGGUUGUAUAAUUGAUCAGACGAGAUGCUGUAGCAGAUUGCAGUGGUGUAAGACAAAUGCUUGGCAUCCAACACACUAACAGAUUAUGUCGCAGGGAAGCACAUGCCAAGGUUAGCAAACAGCUUGCCUGGCUUUUCAAAUGCCUCACGUCAGGUCAGGAACGUAAAUAGGAGAUUGAGGUUGGAGGUGGCUCAGACUCGGGUAUCUGUAUCUCAGCAAAUUUGAUGUGGGUGGAAUUUUAUCAGUGGCAACUUGAUAAUAAUUACCCACGGUUUAUAGAGAAGUGUGUGAGAGAGUAGAGUGUAACUAGUGUACUAUAGUUCUGUAAAAUCAGGCUUGAAAAACGUCCUUUAAAAGGAGAGUGUCUCGAGAAAGGACAAUGAUAGGAAAGAAAAAGUAUUUUUCACAAUCCCUGCACCUCUCGCCUCUUCUCAAUAACUAAAUUAAUUGCAUUUAUUAGCAUGUUUGAUCCCACGGCGGGGAUGUGGAUUUUCAAAAUCAAAAGCAAAUAGAUAUAGAUUUGGCGUGGUUUUCUCUCUUC